AUGAGGUUCUGUCCCACCACAGAGGAAAUAGACGGUGCUCAGGCUGGUGUACAGAUUGUUCGGUUUUGUUCAGAACAGCUUGGAUGUGUGGAUCCAGAGAGCCGCCGCUGGAAUGACAUGGCAGAACUCCUCCUCGGGGAGUCGAAGCUGGAGCAGUACCUGAAGGAGCACUCCCUGCGGCAGGGCGCCAGCCCCCGAGGCCCCUGGCCCCAGCUGACCGAGGUCCGCAAGCACCUGACCGCCGCCCUGGACCGAGGGAACCUCAAGUCAGAGCUGCUACAAGAGUCCAAUCUGAUCAUGGCCAAGCUGAACUACGUGGAAGGAGAUUAUAAGGAAGCUCUCAACAUCUACUCGAGGGUGGGCCUCGAUGACUUGCCGCUGACAGCCGUCCCUCCCUACAGGCUGCGGGUGCUGGCGGAAGCCUACGCCACCAAAGGACUUUGUUUAGAGAAGUUGCCUAUUUCCUCUUCUACCAGCAACCUCCACGCGGACAGGGAACAGGAGGUCAUCACCUGCUAUGAGAAAGCGGGGGACAUCGCGCUCCUGUACCUCCAAGAGAUAGAAAGGGUAAUACUUACUAAUAUUCAAAACAGAAGCCCUAAGCCUGGCCCUGCUCCCCACGAUCAAGAACUAGGUUUUUUCCUAGAAACAGGACUUCAGAGAGCCCAUGUCCUCUAUUUCAAAAAUGGGAUAGAUGUGCAUGAAGACCAACAGAACUUGACCAGAGGAGUGGGGAGGUUCAGAGAGCUCCUCAGAGCGGUCGAGACGAGAACAACUCAGAACCUGCGAAUGACCAUAGCGAGGCAGCUGGCGGAGAUCCUGUUACGGGGGAUGUGUGAACAGAGCUACUGGAACCCUCUGGAGGACCCGCCGUGCCAGUCGCCUCUGGACGACCCUCUCCGAAAAGGAGCCAACACAAAAACCUACAGCCUCAGCCGGAAAGCCCGCGUCUACUCAGGAGAGAACAUUUUUUGUCCUCAAGAAAAUACCGAAGAGGCCCUGUUGUUAUUGCUGAUUAGUGAAUCUAUGGCCAACCGGGACGCCGUGCUGAGCCGGAUCCCCGAGCACAGGAGCGACCGCCUCAUCAGUCUGCAGAGCGCCUCGGUGGUCUAUGACCUGCUGACCAUUGCUCUUGGGAGGAGAGGCCAGUUUGAGAUGCUGUCGGAGUGCUUAGAGAGAGCCAUGAAGUUCGCCUUCGAGGAGUUCCACCUCUGGUACCAGUUUGCUCUGUCACUCAUGGCGGCCGGAAAAUCUGCCCGUGCCGUGAAGGUGCUGAAGGAAUGCAUUCGGCUGAAGCCCGAUGACGCCACCAUCCCGCUGCUGGCCGCCAAGCUGUGCAUGGGCUCCCUUCACUGGUUGGAAGAGGCCGAGAAGUUUGCCAAAAUUGUCGUUGAUGCGGAAGAGAAAACGUCCGAGUUCAAGGCCAAAGGCUACUUAGCGCUGGGGCUCACGUACAGCCUGCAGGCCACUGACGCUUCGCUGCGAGGGAUGCAGGAGGUCCUGCAGAGAAAGGCGCUUCUUGCAUUUCAGAGGGCCCACAGUCUGUCACCUACAGAUCACCAAGCCGCUUUCUACCUCGCUCUGCAGCUCGCCAUCUCCAGACAGAUCCCGGAGGCUCUGGGGUAUGUCCGCCAGGCUCUUCAGCUUCAAGGCGAUGAUGUCAACUCCCUGCACCUGCUCGCCCUCCUGCUGUCGGCCCAGAAGCACUCCCACGACGCACUGAGCAUCGUGGACAUGGCCCUGAGCGAGUACCCGGAGAACUUCCUGCUGCUGUUCUCCAAAGUGAAGUUGGAGUCGCUGUGCCGGGGCCCGGAUGAGGCGCUGCUCACUUGCAAGCACAUGCUACAGAUAUGGAAAUCCUGCUACAACCUAACCAACCCCAGUGACUCUGGACGCGGGAGCAGCCUCUUGGAUAGAACCAUUGCGGACAGGCGGCAGCUCAAUACGAUCACCUUGCCAGACUUCAGCGACCCAGAGACAGGCUCGAUCCACGCCACAUCCGUGGCGGCCUCCCGCGUGGAGCAGGCGCUGUCCGAAGUGGCCUCGUCUCUGCAGAGCAGCACCCCCAAGCAGGGCCCGCUGCACCCCUGGAUGACACUGGCACAGAUCUGGCUCCACGCAGCUGAAGUCUACAUCGGCAUUGGGAAGCCUGCAGAAGCCACAGCCUGUACCCAGGAAGCUGCCAACCUCUUCCCCAUGUCCCACAACGUCCUGUACAUGCGAGGCCAGGUGGCCGAGCUCCGAGGAAACAUCGAUGAAGCCCGGCGGUGGUACGAGGAGGCCUUAUCCAUCAGCCCCACCCACGUGAAGAGCAUGCAGCGACUGGCCCUGAUCCUUCAUCAGCUGCGCCGCUACAGCCUCGCGGAGAAGAUACUCCGGGACGCGGUGCAGGUGAACUCCACGGCCCAUGAGGUCUGGAACGGGCUGGGCGAGGUCCUCCAGGCGCAAGGCAAUGACACAGCCGCCACCGAGUGCUUCCUGAUGGCCUUGGAGCUGGAGGCCAGCAGCCCCGCC
Molecule: messenger RNA, 2514 nt
Organism: Myotis davidii
Lineage: Eukaryota; Metazoa; Chordata; Mammalia; Chiroptera; Vespertilionidae
Gene: TTC7B
Product: tetratricopeptide repeat domain 7B
Exons: 21
Biological process (GO): phosphatidylinositol phosphate biosynthetic process; protein localization to plasma membrane
Cellular component (GO): plasma membrane
Molecular function (GO): protein binding
Source: RefSeq, a predicted model, not a curated record